Molecule: messenger RNA, 3879 nt
Organism: Phodopus roborovskii (desert hamster)
Lineage: Eukaryota; Metazoa; Chordata; Mammalia; Rodentia; Cricetidae
Gene: Flrt3
Product: fibronectin leucine rich transmembrane protein 3
Exons: 3
Coding region: 475-2424 (649 amino acids)
Molecular function (GO): protein binding
Source: RefSeq, a predicted model, not a curated record
CCACUGCGAGGUGAAGCUUUAAACUUCAGACUUGGAGGUGGGCUGCACGCAGUCAACUGGAUGCUCUCGCGCGCAGUCCUCAGCACCGGAGUGAUCUGAAGCAGGACGGACCGGCUCAGGCUGCAGCUGCUGUGGCUUUGUGUGCACUGGAUGCCGCGCUCCGCAGACGGGGGAGGGUUUUUACUUCAACUCACAGGCAAUGGAAUUACAGCUGUAGCAGCAGGGUAUAAAGGAUUGCUUUUUUUCUCGUCUUCCUGGAGGUGUUCAGUCCUGGCCUAUUUUAAGGAAAAGAAAUAUAAAGGAAAUUUAUAUUCUCUUUCCAUGAAGACUAUUUGCAUUGUUUCCUUUGCUUCUUAAAAGAGACUUCACCAUCCCAGUGGAACGUGACUGAAACAGAGUUUCUGAGAAGAAGAAAUAGCUAUUUCACAGCAGUAAUAGAAGCUACCUGCUAUAAAGACCUCAACACUGCUGACCAUGAUCAGCCCAGCCUGGAGCCUCUUUCUCAUCGGGACUAAAAUUGGGCUGUUCUUCCAAGUGGCACCUCUGUCAGUUAUGGCUAAAUCCUGUCCAUCUGUGUGUCGCUGUGACGCCGGUUUCAUUUACUGUAAUGAUCGCUCUCUGACAUCCAUUCCAAUGGGAAUUCCGGAGGAUGCUACAACACUCUACCUUCAGAACAACCAAAUAAACAAUGUUGGGAUUCCUUCAGAUUUGAAAAACUUGCUGAAAGUACAAAGAAUAUAUCUAUACCACAACAGUUUGGAUGAAUUUCCCACCAACCUUCCAAAGUAUGUGAAAGAGUUACAUUUGCAAGAGAAUAACAUAAGAACUAUCACGUAUGAUUCACUUUCAAAAAUUCCAUAUCUGGAAGAGUUACACUUGGAUGAUAACUCAGUGUCAGCUGUUAGCAUCGAAGAGGGAGCAUUUCGAGACAGCAACUAUCUGCGACUGCUUUUUCUGUCCCGCAACCACCUUAGCACAAUUCCCGGGGGCUUGCCCAGGACUAUAGAAGAGUUACGCCUGGAUGACAAUCGCAUAUCAACUAUCUCUUCACCGUCCCUUCAUGGUCUCACAAGCCUGAAACGCCUGGUUUUAGAUGGAAACUUGUUGAACAACCAUGGUUUGGGUGACAAAGUUUUCUUCAACUUAGUAAACUUAACAGAACUGUCCCUGGUGCGGAAUUCCUUGACAGCCGCACCAGUGAACCUUCCAGGCACAAGCCUGAGGAAGCUUUACCUUCAAGACAACCACAUCAACCGGGUACCCCCAAAUGCUUUUUCUUAUUUAAGGCAGCUGUAUCGACUCGAUAUGUCCAAUAAUAACCUAAGCAAUUUACCUCAGGGUAUCUUUGAUGAUUUGGACAAUAUAACCCAACUGAUACUUCGCAACAACCCCUGGUAUUGUGGGUGCAAGAUGAAAUGGGUACGAGACUGGCUACAGUCACUACCUGUGAAGGUCAAUGUGCGUGGGCUCAUGUGCCAAGCUCCAGAAAAGGUUCGUGGGAUGGCUAUCAAGGACCUCAGUGCAGAAUUGUUUGAUUGUAAGGACAGUGGGAUUGUGAGCACCAUUCAGAUAACCACGGCAAUACCUAACACAGCAUAUCCUGCUCAAGGACAGUGGCCAGCUCCUGUGACCAAACAACCAGAUAUUAAAAACCCCAAGCUCAUUAAGGAUCAGAGAACUACAGGCAGCCCGUCUCGAAAAACCAUUUUAAUUACUGUGAAGUCUGUCACCUCUGACACGAUCCAUAUCUCCUGGAGACUUGCUCUGCCUAUGACUGCUCUAAGACUCAGCUGGCUUAAACUGGGCCACAGCCCAGCAUUUGGAUCUAUAACAGAAACAAUAGUAACAGGAGAGCGCAGCGAAUACUUGGUCACAGCCCUAGAACCUGACUCACCCUAUAGAGUAUGCAUGGUUCCCAUGGAAACCAGUAACCUUUACCUGUUUGAUGAAACCCCUGUUUGUAUUGAGACUGAAACUGCCCCUCUUCGAAUGUACAACCCCACAACCACCCUCAAUCGAGAGCAAGAAAAAGAACCUUACAAAAAUCCGAAUUUACCUUUGGCGGCUAUCAUUGGUGGGGCUGUGGCCCUGGUGACCAUCGCCCUCCUUGCUUUGGUGUGUUGGUAUGUGCAUAGGAACGGGUCACUGUUCUCCCGGAACUGUGCAUACAACAAAGGGAGGAGAAGAAAGGACGACUAUGCAGAAGCUGGCACUAAGAAGGACAACUCUAUCCUGGAAAUCAGGGAAACGUCUUUUCAGAUGCUACCCAUAAGCAAUGAACCCAUCUCCAAGGAGGAGUUUGUAAUACACACCAUAUUUCCUCCGAAUGGGAUGAAUCUGUACAAAAACAACCACAGUGAGAGCAGUAGUAACCGAAGCUACAGAGACAGUGGGAUUCCAGACUCAGACCACUCACACUCAUGAUGCAGGAGGUCCCAUGCCAGACUGCUUCAGGGUUUGUAAACCUAAGAAAGGCGAUAGUGGGAACUCUGUACUACUGCAAAACACUGGAAAAAGAAACUGAGAAAAGCAAUGUACUGUACAUUUGCCAUAUAAUUUAUAUUUAAGAACUUUUUAUUAAAAGUUUCAGAUUUCAGGUUGCUGCUGCGGUUGAUGUAGUAGAGAUGCCUGAACACAAUUCUAUAUUUUAGUAUUUUUUAGUAAUUUGUACUGUAUUUUCCUUGCAGAUAUUGAAGUUAUAAACCAUUUACUUUGUGUUCUACUGAGUAAGAUGACUUGUUGACUGUGAAAGUGAAUUUUCUUGCUGUGUUGAACAAUCAGGACUGCGUUCACAUGAGAUCCUUGUAGUAUAAGCACAGGCCGUUUUUCACUUUGGUAAAUAUAAUGUUAAAAAAAAAAAAAAAGAAGAAGAAGAAACCUGGCUGAAUGAGAAAAUAAAUUUCAAAAACUAGUUAUGAAAUAAUGUUCCAAUGAUUAAAUUUGUAUUAUCCCAGUGAUAUUCAAUAAAUCGAAAUAUGUGACAUAAUGGGCAAUAUCAAACUUGCUGAACAUCUCAUUUUACCCUAGGCAAAUUAAAUAUCUGUAGGAAAGUUAAGCAUGUUUUGUGAACUGAGUACAUCAGCUGCCAUAGAAACAAUGAGAAACAAUGUGAAGCCGGCUAUUAAAGGCACAGUCAGCAGAGCUUCAAGAAUUAAGGGACUUCACAAGAACAGUGAUGUAUGUGCAGGAGGGUGUGUACUUAAAAAAAAACCACUACAACUUAGACUUAUGUAGUGCAAUCAAUACAUUUACUAGAACUGCAUCUUGGUUUUGCCUGUACCUUCGAGACUCUUGAAAAAAAAAAAUGAAUCCUAAAUACAGAGUUGUUAGUGUUUAUGCUGUUUUUAUUGCAAAGGAUGCUUAAGCAAAAUGUCUGUGUAGUUAAGAAGGUAGUGAAUCCAUCAGCAGCAAUUCCUCUCAGUGAUCCAGAGAAAGUAGUACUGUAAGCAAGUGAGAAUUUCAAAGAAAAAUAAACACUAGAAAUCAAAUUUAGAUCUGGCUUAUAUGAGAUGCUUUAACACUGUACAUAAAUAUUCAAUUUAUUUUCACAAUGGUGGAGAAUACUGCCCAUUACUGUCACAGUUUUCCAGAUAUUACAUAAUGGACUUGUAAUGUAACAUUUCUUUACAGCUUCCUACUGAAUUGUGAGCUAUAACUUGUUUAAAAAACCAUACCACAUUUUGUUGCCAUGAAUUUUUUUUUCAACAACAACAACAAAAAAAAAAAAAACCAAAGUGCAUUGUACGCCCUUUGGCCAGUCUUGUAUGUGCCUUGAUUAAACGCUACAUGUAUUCAGCUUUUGAAACUCGACAAAUUUUUCAUACUUCCUUAGAUAUGAAAAAUUAUGGUCUUAUUGCUGAAUAAAACUUAAGAAAAACA